This is a messenger RNA of Phialemonium atrogriseum, 754 nucleotides long. RefSeq lists its product as uncharacterized. The record is from RefSeq and is a predicted model, not a curated record. Bases 112 to 399 code for a protein of 95 amino acids. NCBI's taxonomy places the organism in Eukaryota, Fungi, Ascomycota, Sordariomycetes, Cephalothecales, Cephalothecaceae. The transcript has 3 exons.
GAGCCAUCAGAACAUCAUCAGCCUUGUCCCAUCCCAGUCCAGACUUGCCCUCGUGUUUUCCUGCGACUUCUAGAACGCCAUAUAUCUCGGAGUACAGUCAUACUGUGACUCAUGUUCUUUCGUGCGGCACUAAGACCUGCGAGGUCGCUCCAUCCGACCCGACAAUUGCGGGCGCAUGUGAGAUGGGAGUCGACAAGACCCUCCCCGGUAACCGACUUCUACAAGACAUUUACUCGUCCCGUCGCCAAGACUCUUCUCCUGGCUGUGUUCACGUAUCAGCUGGCGUACUGGGCAUGGGUUAAGCUUGAGCAGGAUGAGAUCAAAGCUGAACGCCGAGAGGAGAUCUCACAGCUUGAGGCCCAGGUACAGAGCUUGCAAGCUGAUGAUAAGAAGAGGUGAUCGGCAGAGAGGAUUUUCCGGUCCUUAAAAAAGUAUCCGGGACCUAACUGCCUGCUCACGGCUGAGAGGCCAGCUCACUAUGAGUCUACGAUGGAAGGUGAUGCACUUGCAGAUGCACUUGCAGGUACCCUGUAAAAGUCAGUUGGACUGCGCCAAUUGUGAACCUCGACUUCGACCUCGAGCACGAGGCACAUAGGUGGGCGGAUGGUUGGAAACUGCCCGUUUAACUGGCACUUGAUUCGGAUCUAUCCUGUAUCAUUGCCCUGUAACACAAGCUGUAGCUAUAUGAUGCCCGAUUCCAGCAUUAAGCACUCCCCCCUAUUGAGUCAUAAUAUCACAAAAUCAUUGUCUCAAA